CAGACGUCCUGAAAAGCGGGUUUGACAGGCGCAUAAAACCUUUCGAGAGUCACAGAGAGUCCCAUUUAGUGUGUACAUUUAGAGACGUAAACACACAAACAGACACGCAAGUGAUGGACCAUUCUCAGGACGAGGCGCUGCUCCAGCGUGUGCCAAGCCAAGACAACGUCGUGAACCGAAGCACAGGGAGCUCCAAUGCAAAGGCGCUGAAGGUGACCGGACUGACGGUUCUGGCCUGUCUUCUGCUGGCCGGACAGGCGCUGACCGCGUACCUCGUCUGGGGUCAGAAGGAACACAUCAAUGCUCUGACCACCGGCCAGGAGAAGCUGAAGACCGAGCUCACCAGAAAGAUGUCCGCUGCUCCUCCAAAGGCGAUGCAUCUCCCCAUGAACAGCAUGCCGCUGCUGAAGGAUUUCUCUGACGAGUCCUCUGACCAGCCCUCCACCAAGAAGAAGAGCAGCAUUCCUCUCACUAAACUGCAACCAGUUUAUACAAACCAGAGAGAGGGCAGCGGACAAGCUGAUGCUUUCCGACUGCCAAAGACCAUGCGUCUGCCCAUGAAGAGCAUGCCACUGCUGCAGGUCCAGGAUGAGGAUGUGAAGAGCACUCCUGAAGCAGCUGUUGAGGUUCAGAGUAAGUGUCAGCUGGAGUCUCAGAGGGAGGUGAGGCCCGGCACCUACAAGCCUCAGUGUGACGAACAGGGCAACUAUAAGCCCAUCCAGUGCUGGCACAGCACCGGAUACUGCUGGUGCGUGGAUAAAGACGGCGCAGAGGUCCCCAAUUCACGCACUCGCGGACGACCCCAGUGCAGUUAAGAUGCUGAUUUUCUCGAGUGAAUCAGCACAUCCAGCGAUAAGGAGAAUAACUCCAGUCCUAUCAGCUCUCACUAGUUUCAGCUCCUGACGCUCAAUCACUCCAUACGGAUGAUAUUUGAUGGGAAUAAUCCAGUAACCUUCCUACUGAAGAUCUCUUCUUCUGAUCUGUGUUCAAAAUAAAUAAACAUACGCAGCAUAUUAGCAAUGGCCUAACCCUUAUUCUAAUAAUAUCUACAGUAAGUCUCCUGUGUGAUAGCAUUUCUCUGUUUUAGUUCAAUUUUAACUCACAGCAUGUUGUUAGACGUAACAUGAAUAUCACAGUGAUUAUGACUAUAAUAAACACAUGCUGUUUCCAAACA
Molecule: messenger RNA, 1174 nt
Organism: Labeo rohita (rohu)
Lineage: Eukaryota; Metazoa; Chordata; Actinopteri; Cypriniformes; Cyprinidae
Gene: cd74a
Product: CD74 molecule, major histocompatibility complex, class II invariant chain a
Exons: 8
Coding region: 114-815 (233 amino acids)
Biological process (GO): intracellular protein transport; antigen processing and presentation; immune response
Cellular component (GO): membrane
Molecular function (GO): macrophage migration inhibitory factor binding; MHC class II protein binding
Source: RefSeq, a predicted model, not a curated record